Molecule: messenger RNA, 1134 nt
Organism: Schizosaccharomyces osmophilus
Lineage: Eukaryota; Fungi; Ascomycota; Schizosaccharomycetes; Schizosaccharomycetales; Schizosaccharomycetaceae
Gene: pbr1
Product: ER oxidoreductase Pbr1, implicated in lipid metabolism
Exons: 1
Coding region: 1-1134 (377 amino acids)
Source: RefSeq, a predicted model, not a curated record
AUGCCUAUUCCUUUUGUAGCACAUGCCGUGCAAUUUAAUUACGAUCAUGUAGUUUUGUACUGGAAGACGUAUCUAAAGGUCUUCUUUACUUUGGCUGCAAUAGGCGGCUUCAAAUUUUGGACUAUGGGUCGCUCUACGACCUGGGAGAGAAAGAUGAAUGGAAUGGUUGUGAUUGUUACAGGAGGAACUUCUGGAAUAGGAAAACGAGUGGUAGAAAAGCUUGCUUUACUAGGAGCGCAUGUUGUAAUUUUGCUUCGCUCAGAGCCCGAUCAAUUUACAGUAGAUUUGAUUAUGGAUCUCCGAAAUCGUUCAAACAAUCAAUUUAUUUAUUCGGAAGUAUGUGACUUGAGCUCCAUGCUUUCCGUCAGAAAAUUCGCUACGAAAUGGAUUGACGCUUCUCCCAUUCGAAGACUCGACAUGAUCAUCUUGUGCUCAGGCUUGUCUCUGCCUCCGUACGUCGAUCGCCAAGUUACUGCGGAAGGUGUUGAGUUACAGUGGGCAACCAACUUUCUAGGCCCUUACCAACUAAUGCGCAUUAUGCGUCCUGUCUUAUAUGGUCAACCCGGCCACAGGGACGUACGUAUUAUCGCUGCAACGUGCUCAUCCUACGUUUUGGGUGACAUAAAGUUUGAUGAUCUUGCUUUAGAUAAUCACCCAUACCCUCGAUCGAGUCCCUGGAAGGUUGUGGGAAAUGCUAAGCUUGCCCUUAUGACUUAUCUUUACGACUUUCAAAAGAAGGCACAAAACCACGAACGACCUGACAACAUGCCUUGUAAUAUUCAUACUGUAAUGGUGAAUCCAGGCGUAGUACGUACUCCCGGAUUUCGGCGAUUCAUCUCUUUAGGUCGUGUCUGGGGAUUACUCCUAUACUUGCUUCUUUGGCCAUUUUGGUGGCUGAUUAUAAAGGGCGCUCUGAAGGGUGCACAAUCUUUUUUUCAUGCAAUCUGUAGUCCGGAAUUCGGUGCCACUACUGAGUACUUGCUCGUUAAUGAAUGCACAAUGAUAGAACCUUCACGAAAGGAAAUUCAAGAUCCAGAAUAUGCAGAGAAAUUAAUCAAAGCUGCUGAUGCCCAAAUUGAUGAAAUUGAAAAGCAAUACAAGAAGAAAGGAGCUUCAAAAACAAGCAAAAAGUAA